CUCAACCACACUGUGGACUGGUUCAUGUGUGCCACUUGUACCUGACCUGCGCGCUGAGCUGAGCUUUACCUCACAAAAUUCUAGACCCUUCAUUCAUAUCCUAUCCUCUUCCCACGUGGCCCCUCCCAAUUCCCCCACAGAUAUUUCAGCCCCCUUCUUCCUCCUUAAAUACCCACCCACCCUCCUCACUCCCAUCAAUUGCAAACCCUAAAACCCAAAUCAAUCUUAUCAUCUCUAUCUCUCUCUCUCUCUCUUCCGUCAAUGGCAUCCAUGGCUUCUACUCUCAUCUCCUCCCCCCUUACCACCAAGCUCCAAAAGCCCUCUCUCCUCGACUCCUCCUUCCAUGGCACUUCCGUGGUCCGCCUUCAGCCCGCCAAGGCCGCCACCAACUCCAACAACCAUGGCCUCUCUGUUUCCAUGUCCGCCAACGGCUCGACGCCGUCGUACGACCUCAGCGCCUUCAAGUUCGACCCCAUCAAGGAGUCCAUCGUCUCCAGGGAGAUGACCAGGCGCUACAUGACCGAUAUGAUCACCUACGCCGACACCGACGUCGUCGUAGUCGGCGCCGGAUCCGCCGGGCUCUCCUGCGCCUACGAGCUCAGCAAGAACCCCAACGUUCAGGUCGCCAUUAUCGAGCAGUCCGUCAGCCCCGGCGGUGGUGCGUGGCUCGGUGGCCAGCUCUUCUCCGCCAUGGUUGUGCGUAAACCAGCUCACCUUUUCCUAAAUGAGCUCGGCAUUGCCUACGAUGAGAAAGACCACUAUGUUGUCAUCAAGCACGCGGCCCUAUUCACCUCCACUAUCAUGAGCAAGCUCCUUGCUCGGCCUAACGUGAAGCUCUUCAACGCUGUGGCUGCUGAGGACCUGAUCGUUAAGGGAGGAAGAGUUGGUGGUGUGGUCACCAACUGGGCAUUGGUCUCGAUGAAUCAUGACACACAGUCUUGCAUGGACCCUAAUGUCAUGGAGGCCAAGGUAGUUGUGAGCUCCUGUGGUCACGACGGGCCCAUGGGAGCCACUGGGGUCAAGAGGUUGCGAAGCAUUGGGAUGAUCGAGAGCGUGCCCGGGAUGAAGGCCUUGGACAUGAACACGGCUGAAGAUGCCAUCGUGAAGCUGACUAGGGAGAUUGUGCCUGGAAUGAUCGUUACAGGCAUGGAAGUUGCUGAGAUAGAUGGAUCUCCAAGAAUGGGGCCUACUUUUGGAGCCAUGAUGAUAUCAGGGCAAAAGGCAGCCCACUUGGCAUUGAAGUCACUAGGGCUUCCCAAUGCUUUGGAUGGAUCAUAUGUGGGAAGCAUUCAACCAGAGCUGAUCUUGGCUGCCGCGGAUUCUGCUGAGAUUGCAGAGGCUUAAAAAUGAGGUGAAGAAAAAAAAAACCAAGCCGGAAAUAAUAGUGGUUAGGAGUGAGUUUAUGGUGGUCGGUAAGUGAUGGUGUUGAUAUUUGAUGUUGGCAAUGUGAACUGAGUUUUGUUAAUAAUGUGGCAGUAUCUGUAAUUGUUUUGCUAAGGCUUUGUUGGAAAUGGAAAUGGGAGCAUCACUUGCUUCCUAUUAUAUUCUAUGCU
Prunus persica (peach) is the source of this 1553-nucleotide messenger RNA. Its product is annotated as thiamine thiazole synthase, chloroplastic. Gene Ontology annotation, biological process: thiamine biosynthetic process. The record is from RefSeq and is a predicted model, not a curated record. NCBI's taxonomy places the organism in Eukaryota, Viridiplantae, Streptophyta, Magnoliopsida, Rosales, Rosaceae. The transcript is spliced from 3 exons. The coding region runs from base 262 to 1344 and encodes 360 amino acids.